UCACUUUGUCUUUUACCCUUAGUCAACUUUCCCCUUUAGAAAAAAAAAAAAAAAAAACUCUGCCGCUGACAGGCGGUGCCGAAAUAAACAAGGCUCUGAAACCCUGUCUUAGAAACAUUGCGCACAUCGCAAAUAAAAUAGACAACCUCAAAACAUCACAUAUGACUUUUUCAUAGGCAAAGAUUAAAUAUAAACCACAAUAACCAGUGAUAUAGAGACCGAUUUGUUGUGGUGCCGGAGGGAGCAGGGAGGAGCAGACAGGGCCGCUGGAGUCUGUCAGGGAGAUCUGUCAGGAGGGAGACAGGUGGAACGAAACGAGUCACACGGGCCCUUGCCUCCACCCUGUGCGAUGUGGCCAUGCAAAGGAGUCAGAGGGAAAGGCUUAUAGCAACUUAGUGAGGAGACAAGACGAGACGAGUGGCUGAGUGAAGGCAGGACAUACCACUAGGGGCACCAGUCACCAUACAGUCAGUCACGAUGGCUAUGUACCUGUGUUGCUUCAGGCAGUUGUGUGGCGCGGCGCCCCAUCCCACACUACCCACCCGGACCACGCCCACUAUUAUCCUGGACACGGGAUACAUGGGCCACGAGGUUGUGAUAGUGAAGAAUGGCGUGAGAAUCUGUGGGACUGGCGGAGCUCUGGGUAACAUCCCCAUCCUACAGAACAAGGCGUACUUUGAGGUGAAGCUGCAGCAGUCAGGGGUGUGGGGUGUGGGCAUUGCCACUCGCAGCACCAACCUCAACAAGGUGCCACUAGGGGAAGAUGCUCAGUCCUGGGUGUUGUGUUCAGAUGGGGCGGUGCGGCACAACGGAGAGGAGAAGUACAAGAUUGUCGACAUACCGCAAGAGGGUGACAUUCUGGGUGUGAGUUAUGACCACGUGGAACUUAAUUUUUACAUCAAUGGGAAGGCGACCAACACACCUGUCACCAGCUUCAAAGGGACUGUCUACCCAGCACUCUAUGUGGAUGACGGUGCAAUAAUGGAUGUAACCUUUGAGAACUUCAGCUACGGGCCACCACCGGGCUACGACUCUAUCAUGGUGGAGAAGUCCCUGCUGGAGAAUGACUAAGAGGACCCCCACAUGUCUCCACUAAACCCCACCAACCCCCAUCGCCAUUUUAAUUGGAAAAUAAUAAGACUCGUAUUGCCUUCGCUAACCUCAAACCCACUCAUUGCCAUACUACCCUUCAGAAUGACUAAGAGGGCCCCCAUUGAUCCCAUCCAAUCCCCACUGUCAUCACCGUACUACCUGGAAAAUAUUAAGAGUACCCCCCAUGCCUUGACUAACCCCUAAACCCCAUCAUCACCACACUAACCAUCACCUACUGUCACUACAACCACCACCACCACUGUUAUUAUUUUGCCUCACCUCAUUACAGUGGCAUGGCUCUGGUUCCUCCAUGUGCUCUAGUUUCUCAUUAGUGGUGGUGAAGGUUGUUGGUGUGGUGUCUUUCAGUCUUUCGCCUUCCUACACUGACUUUUCUGUAAUGUGUUUUGCCCAUUGAUGUCCUGAGAGUGAAGCUGUAUUGCCAUUCACUGCUCCAUUGCUCUCCUGUCUUGCUGCGAACAAAUUGUACUCUCAGGCAGACUCUUUAGUAAGAGUCAUGUUGGUUGAGUUAAGAGAGAGGGUUAAAUUGAAGUCUAUAAGAAGUCAUGAAGGUUAAGUGAAGAGAAUGAUUCAGUGUGGUUUGUUAUAAGUCAUGAAGGUUAUGGGAAGAGAAAGGUUCAAACUGUGGUGUAUAAUAAUAGUCAUGAAGAUAAAGUGAAGAGAAGAGUUUGUAGUAGAAGUCAUGAAGAUUAAGUUAAGAGAAAGGUUUGGCUUGUGGCUGAGCUCUUCUGUUGUGUUGCUCCUCCUGCUUGCUGCUGCUGAGGGUAUAUGUGUCGGCUGCACUUACCAUCAGCCAAAUGCAACAUGAAAUAGAAGUGAAGGAAUGUGGAAAAACUCUUACUAUAUAUGAUAAUACACACAGAAAAUGGCUAGAGUGUCCCUUAAAUGAAACAGAUGAAGGAGUAUGGAAAACUCUAUUACACAACACAUGAAAAUAUAAGCUCCAUUCUAUUUUGCAGAUUCUAUAGGGGACCAUUGAGCACUGAUAAAUGAAAGAGAAGAAUAUGUUCGAUAAAAUAAGUUUCUAGAAAUUUUACAGAAAGUUUGAUAGCCACCUAGGAAGACACUUGAUAAUCUGAUCCUCUCUGUGAACCAUAUUCUGAAAUGCCUCUGUGCUGCACCUCCUCCAUUACUCUCAAAUAGGCUCUAGUUGAGGUGGCAUGAAUUUCUGUGGAUGUUUUUACAGCUCUAAUGAUUGGUUAAAAAAAUUUCUACAUUAUCAACAGGAGAAAUGCUCUUUAUGAACUCUGCUAAUCACGUCUGUGGCCUUUGAAAAUAUGUAGUCAUGGUGAGAGGGUUGUAUGUUUCAGAAUAUGGGCCUGUAAUCCAAGUCAGUGUCUUGCCUUACCAACACACCACUGACUUAACCUUCAUGACUCAGCACACUUCAUUCACUGCUGCAGUAUUGUUUGUUCUAAUGAUCUGUGCUUGUUAAGUCUCUGAAUCUCCCACACUUCAGGUAUGCCUUAUUUGAGUUUGGAUUGUGUAUCUUUCUUUGAGUGAAGGUAGUCAUGAUUCUACUUACUUAAUUUAUAGCGAACAAUUAUGGUCUGAUUUUGACCUGUAUUUCUCAUUAUUGUCUUUGAUUACUUAUUGAGUAGUGAUUUUGUAUGUUUUUUUUUUAAUUGGUGUGAGUUUAACAUUACUACUACUACUAUUGCUAUUACUACUACUACUGUUACUAUUAGUAUUUUAAUUGAUAUUAUUGUUGUUGAUUUUGUUGUUGAUGUUUUGUUGUCAUUUUGAGUUGGGUAUAUACAUCCCUUGUGAAUUUUAUAUUUUUCCCCAUGGAAAUCUCACAAGACUACCGUGAGUGGACAUGAUUCUCUGAACACACGUGGCGGCAGUGAAUGGACACAACUAAUGGAUUGACUAACAUGAUUUAUUUCUGAUGUUAGUUGCAAGGUGUGUUCACUGGUGACCUGCUCAUUCUAAUGAGGUCUUGCUUCACAUUUGGAGACACUCUUUCCCUGAAGACAUCUGAUGUGCAGAGUCAGGGAUAAAAUUCCUUCUUUCAGUUGUGUUUUGUUGUUCUUUCACUCUUGCUGUUCUCCUUUAAGCUGGCCACAGGCACAGGUAUCAAUGCCUCCACUCUUCAUCAAUGACAUGAUGUUAGAAAUUUUCAUUCUAGGCCACUUGAUUUCAGCUGUGAUAAAUAUUUGGGCCAUUUUUGGAAUGUUUGAACAUCUUUCCUUCUCAUGAUGAAGGGUUUGUCCAGUCAACACUUUCAGCUCCUCUCGUUACCAGUGACUCACAUCUGUAGCAGAGACACUGUGGCUAGGGUGUGCAGGACCCCAAGCACCAAUUGCAGCUUAUUGUUAUGUACACAUUCUCAGCCAAAGAAGCAGUAACAAUGAAAGAGCUGAAAUCCAGACACAGCAAGAUCAGAAUGUAAAUGGAAGGGAAAAAAUUAAUAAAUAAAUUAUGGUGAUCUUAGCAAUUUAAAAGUUGAUCCUAUGAGGACAAAGGAUGAGAAUGAUGGCAGGACAUGCCUGUUGUGCAAUUAGUAAUUGUUGCCUUCAUCACUGUGCCAUCUGGCUCACACUUUUCUAGGUCCAUUGCUAUUUAUGGACCAUUCUAGCAGGCAGCCCAAAUUGCAUUACAAGUCACAAUGACACCACCACCACUGGCACUGAUACUGUGUAGUAAGGCUGAUUACCUCAAUGACUUCCAAGUCACAAAGGGACAACCCUGAGUCAUUGUCAUACAGGUAAUUUCCUUUCCAACACUCCAUUCUUUACCUGUCCUCACUUUAACCAUUACUGUCCUGGCCCCUCUCAUUCAGGUCACCUGGCAUCAGUUGUUGGUCCUCAAAAGCUUAAUGCUACUCGUGUAUACUGCCAUUAUCACUUGUCCACUCCAUUGUUUGCGUCUGACUUCAUCACCUCAACACGCACACACACACACACAAACCUUGCAUUUCAUGUCAUCAUAUCAUUCCCAAAUAUGUUUCACACACUCUAGAGGUGUUCUUCAGCAUCAUUUUUGCUGCCUUUACUUGCCUUUUCAUGCUCGCGUGGCUGUGGCUGCAGCACACAAUUCCCCAUAGAUUGUCAGAUGUAAAGUUCUUGAGUGUAGGAUGGUGGUCGUAUCUGAACCUCAUUAACUAAAUCCCACAUGCAGUCAUUGAUUUAUUUUCUGCCAGUAAACAUGACUGAACUGUUGACUCGAGCCUCAAGUCUUAAUUCCAACCUUCCAAGGUGUCAAUAUGCUACACAUUGAAAAGAAGCACCAUUCACAGCAUCACCUUAUUCCAGUGUGGCUAACAUUUACAAAUAAGAUGAACCUGAUUGCCCAUUGGAACUUUUAAGUCAGUGAACUCCCAACACUCUGUGCAAAACUUACUUGUAUAUUUUUUUAAGAGAUCCUAACAAUACUAAAACUUUCCCCUCCUGUGAAGAUGUCUUGAGUGUUCUGUAAAAGCUGUCUUGCUCUAAGUGAGGAAGAUGUGUCAAGUGUUGCAGUGGUACAAGACAAUGCAAUACUUCAUUAGCUCUGAAACUCACCACUUUGGACUAGACUCUUCCCACUGUGUGUAUACUGCACCGAGGUGCUUGACAAUAUCUGCUGUGAAGACGUGCAUGGUUGUAUGUACAUGUGUAGACAAUUCAAUAUAAAUGUACACAUAUUGCAGUUUGGUCAGCAGUCUUUUCACACACACACACACACACACACUGCGUAGUGUAGUGGUUAGCACGCUCGACUCACAAUCGAGAGGGCCGGGUUCGAGUCCCGGUAAGCAGCGAGGCAAAUGGGCAAGCCUCUUAAUGUGUGGCCCUUGUUCACCUAGCAGUAAAUAGGUACGGGAUGUAACUCGAGGGGUUGUGGUCUCGCUUUCCCAGUGUGUGUUGUGUGUUGAUGUGGUCUCAGUCCUACCCGAAGAUCGGUCUAUGAGCUCUGAGCUCGCUCCGUAAUGGGGAAUACUGGCUGGGUGACCAGGAGCCGACCGAGGUGAAUUACACAUACACACACACACACUCUUACUACAGCACUUGCAUGAACCAGCUGACUCAUACUGGCCCUGUAGUUGUGACAAAUAGGGAGCUUGUACUUUUUAUCACAUUCCUGCCACAAGUCCAAAGAAACCAUAUAAUGACGGCAAUUUUAUAUAUAUAUAUAUAUAUAUAUAUAUAUAUAUAUAUAUAUAUAUAUAUAUAUAUAUAUAUAUAUAUACAUACACAAAAUACAAAUACUAUAUGAUAUACAAAUAUAUAUUAAUCUAUUUAUGGGAGGUGAUGAAGUGUUGAUUGAAUGUAGGAAGGAACACAGGAUUCAUUGAAGUGUUCAAGUUUAUUUGGGUUUUUGUUUCAUUCAUGCAGUUUCAUUAUAGGAAAAAUGUAAUAAAGCUACUGUUUUGUGCGCUCCCAAAACCGUGCAGUGCAACACAGCUUGGAGAGCAACACAGACUGAAACACACACACACACACACACACACACACACACACACACACACACACACACACACACACACACACACACACACUAUUGAGCCUCAUAAAAAAGAUACAAACAGGUGAACAGUUGAAACUCACACAAACACAAACACACACACACACACACAAAACAAAAGAGUUAAUUUAGGUGGUGUCUGCCAAUAUGCUAGGAAGUGUAGGCUGGAAAUGCAGUAAUUAGUCCAAGAUGUGUUAGGAGAGUAGCAAUUUUUUGUACCUGUGAAGGACUCGCUGUGCUGCUUCAGCGUGGCGGCUGGCUGGGUGCUGCCUGGUGAUUCGGUCACUCUUUGUGUUAAGUAAAACAUAUCAAAAGC
Portunus trituberculatus (swimming crab) is the source of this 5875-nucleotide messenger RNA. Its product is annotated as SPRY domain-containing protein 7-like. The coding region runs from base 478 to 1071 and encodes 197 amino acids. Gene Ontology annotation, molecular function: protein binding. Lineage: Eukaryota; Metazoa; Arthropoda; Malacostraca; Decapoda; Portunidae. The transcript has 5 exons. The record is from RefSeq and is a predicted model, not a curated record.